AUGACGCGAGACUACCCGCACCUACGUCGCGCACGGAGAGACGUCAACAAUCUCGGUCUAGAAAUAAGGAUGGCAGAAGACGAGAUCAGAGUAGAUCUCGUGAGCGGAAAACUAGAGAAGGCACCCGAGACACUUGGCGAGAAGGUGAAAGGGAUCCGCGUGCAGCUGCAAGAGAUAGGGACAGGAGCAGAAGUCGGGACAGAGAUUAUACGCGACGUGGUCAGUAUAUCUUGUGGGUUUAACCCUCAAUGGUUUUCUCGUUUCUCAAGCGCCACAUUAUUAACCCAAUUGCAUGCACUAGACUACCACUCGAAAUCUAGUCGAUAUCACGAGCGGUCAAGAUCUCGAUCCCGCUCCCCUACUCGACAUAACACAAAAAUUAGGACACGAUCACCUCCCCGGCGCGGCUCCAAACCUGAUCGGCGGGACAUUGGAAGUCGCAGCGUACCACCCGAUGACGAUAAAGGGCCUAAUGGAUCGACCGGUCGGCAAGGGCAUUCGUCGAUAUCCAAAGGUACUGAUGGCAUAGAGCUGGAUAUGGACCUGGAGAAUGGAGAGGUGGAUAGUUUGAUAUUUAAAACAAUGGGGUUCAAAUCCUUCCGGUCUACCCAAAAUACGAAAGUUCCCGGCAACCAGAUAUAUGGAGUUCGAAAGGAGAAGAAGACGGAGUACAGACAGUAUAUGAACCGUGUGGGCGGUUUCAACAGACCACUAAGCCCUUCGAGAUGA
This is a messenger RNA of Ophidiomyces ophidiicola, 729 nucleotides long. RefSeq lists its product as uncharacterized. Gene Ontology annotation, biological process: RNA splicing. NCBI's taxonomy places the organism in Eukaryota, Fungi, Ascomycota, Eurotiomycetes, Onygenales, Onygenaceae. The transcript has a single exon. Bases 1 to 729 code for a protein of 242 amino acids. The record is from RefSeq and is a predicted model, not a curated record. Gene Ontology annotation, cellular component: precatalytic spliceosome.